Messenger RNA from Sinocyclocheilus grahami, 2072 nucleotides. RefSeq names its product complement C3-like. The coding region runs from base 58 to 2040 and encodes 660 amino acids. Gene Ontology annotation, molecular function: endopeptidase inhibitor activity. The record is from RefSeq and is a predicted model, not a curated record. The transcript has 16 exons. Lineage: Eukaryota; Metazoa; Chordata; Actinopteri; Cypriniformes; Cyprinidae.
AUCGGAGCUGCUGCAGCUUCACAGACGCUCACAGGAAGACACACACAGACAGUCAGGAUGGAGGUGAAGCUGCUGUUUCUGACUGUUGUUCUGCUCUCCUCACCGCUCCUCACACUAUGUGACCCGCUGUUUGUUCUGUCGGCUCCUAAUCUGCUGAGGGUGGGUUCCUCAGAGAACCUGUUUUUGGAUGCUCAGGAUUACUCUGGACGAGACCUCGAUGUGACGAUCAUAGUAAAGAAUCAUCCAAAGAAGAGCCGGGAGAUACUGUCUAAAUCAGUGACACUGACCGCAGACAACAAUUUCCAGAUCCUUACAGAUAUAAAGAUUCCUGAUGAUCAGAUCUUGUUCUCUGACGAUCCUCUGGAGAAGCAGUAUGUGUAUCUACAAGCUCAGUUUCCAUCCGUCACUCUGGAGAAAGUGGUCCUGCUCUCAUUCCAGUCUGGAUAUAUAUUUGUCCAAACAGACAAGCCCAUCUACACACCUGCUAGCAAAGUUCAGUACAGGAUUUUCUCUCUGACGCCCAACAUGACACCACGCAGUGAGUCUGGAAUCACAGUGAAAAUCAUGAAUCCACAAGGCAUCACAGUUUCAUCAGAGAAGAUGUUUCCAGUCAGAGGGAUGAAGUCUGGAGGAUACAGCAUUCCUCAGAUGGCCAGCUCUGGGAUCUGGAAGGUGGUCACACUGUUCUCAAACACUCCUCAGGAGACGUUUACUGCAGACUUUGAGGUCAAAGAAUAUGUGCUUCCAACAUGUGAAGUGAAAUUAAAGCCCAGUAAGUCCUUCUUCUAUGUGGGUGAUGAGAGUCUGACAGUCGACAUUGAUGCCAAGUACCUGUUUGGACAGAAGGUGGAUGGAAAUGCGUUUGUGGUGUUUGGUGUGAUGGAAGAUGAGAAGAAAACAAGUAUUCCUGCAUCUCUGCAAAAAGUUCAGAUUGUGAAAGGAGAGGGUACUGCAGAACUGACCAAUCAGAUGAUCACUGACACCUUUCCAAACAUUAACCAGCUGGUUGGACGAUCAAUCUAUGUUUCAGUCAGUCUAUUAACAGAAAGUGGCAGUGAAAUGGUGGAAGCAGAAAGGAGAGGCAUUCAGAUCGUGACGUCACCGUACACCAUCCACUUCAAAAGAACACCACACUUCUUCAAACCUGGGAUGCCCUUCGACGUCUUGAUCUAUGUAACAAAUCCUGACCAAACACCUGCUGAAAAUGUGGAAGUGGAGGUCAAUCCUGGAGGGGUCAGAGGUCGAACAAGAGACAACGGCAUUGCGAAGGUUACCGUCAACACUCCGAGAGGAUCUUCAACACUGGACAUCACUGCAAAGACCAAAGAUCCACAAUUAAGAGACGGACAGCAGGCAGUGAGGAAGAUGACGGCUCAGGCCUAUGAGACCAAAGGCGGCUCCAACAACUACCUGUACAUCGGCAUUGAUGCUGCUGUGCUUCAGAUCGGUGAGCCAAUGAGAGUCUAUCUGGGCACGGGACAAAGUCCAGGAGUCAAAGAUCAAGACUUCACAUACAUGAUCUUGAGUAAAGGUCAGAUUGUAAAAGCAGACAGGUUUAAGCGAAGAGGAGAAUCACUAGUGAUUCUGCCUGUGACUGUAACCAAAGACAUGGUGCCGUCCUUCCGCUUUGUGGCUUAUUACCAUGUGGGCUCGUCUGAGGUGGUGUCUGAUUCAGUCUGGGUCGAUGUGAAGGACACGUGCAUGGGAACGCUCCAGAUUGAUGUGAAGGAGAAGAUGAAUAUCUAUGGCACAGGAGAAGAGGUCAAGCUGCAGAUAACUGGAGAUCCUGGAGCUAAAGUUGGUCUGGUGGUGGUUGACAAAGCUGUGAACAAGAACAGACUCACUCAGACAAAGAUCUGGGACGUCAUAGAGAAGCAUGACACCGGCUGUACAGCAGGAGGUGGGAGGGACAGUAUGGGGGUUUUCACUGAUGCAGGUCUGAUGUUUGAGUCCAGCACUGCAGGAGGAACCAACACCAGAACAACGGCUGAUUGUCCCUUCCUUUCAAAGAGAAGACGGCGAUCAGGUGAGAAACAGUAAUUCUGAUUCAACCCUUUUAAAUGCUUAAUGUG